This is a messenger RNA of Salarias fasciatus (jewelled blenny), 4654 nucleotides long. RefSeq names its product hexokinase 2 (gene hk2). The transcript is spliced from 18 exons. Lineage: Eukaryota; Metazoa; Chordata; Actinopteri; Blenniiformes; Blenniidae. Bases 191 to 2953 code for a protein of 920 amino acids. Gene Ontology annotation, biological process: intracellular glucose homeostasis; carbohydrate phosphorylation; glycolytic process. Gene Ontology annotation, molecular function: fructokinase activity; ATP binding; D-glucose binding. Gene Ontology annotation, cellular component: cytosol; mitochondrion. The record is from RefSeq and is a predicted model, not a curated record.
AGCUGGAAGUUUGUGUGACAAGUCGUGCCCCGCGCCUCUCUCCCAAAAAAGUUCGGACAAUCCGCCGUGUGGCUUCAGUCGCGUCGUGUUUUCCGUUUGGACCGGGACCCGUGGGGCUCGAGCUGAACUCGGUGAGCUCUCGUGAGGCAGCAGGACGUGAAGCCGCCACUCAUCACUGACCCGCGAGACGAUGUUGGCCUCGAGUCUGCCGGCGAACCUCUGCUCGGACGUCCAUGAUGACCUGGCACACAGAGUGGACGCAUUCCUGCAUAAUUUCCAGCUGUCCGACCAGGUCGUCAUGGACGUGUCGAUGAGAUUUCGCCGAGAAAUGGACAAAGGCCUGUGCAGAGACACCAACCCCACCGCCGCCGUCAAGAUGCUGCCCACGUUUGUGCGCUCCACUCCUGAUGGAACCGAACAAGGUGAAUUCUUGGCCCUGGACCUGGGCGGAUCGAACUUCCGUGUACUCCUUGUUAAGGUUUUGGGUAACGGCAAACAAAAGGUGGAAAUGGAAAAUCAGAUUUAUGAAAUUCCUGAAAACAUCAUGAGAGGCUGCGGUUCUGAGUUAUUCGAUCACGUCGCCGACUGCCUGGCGGACUUUCUGGAGAAGUUGGGCAUCAAAGACAGAAAGCUCCCUCUGGGCUUCACCUUCUCCUUCCCGUGUCUCCAGACCAAGCUGGACGAGAGUGUGUUAAUUUCCUGGACCAAAGCCUUCCGAUCGAGUGGAGUGGAGGGAAAAGACGUGGUCGGCCUUCUGAGGGAGUCCAUCAAGAAGCGAGGGGACUUUGACGUCGACAUCCUGGCCGUUAUCAACGACACGGUGGGAACCAUGAUGACCUGCGGUUUUGAUGACCAUCACUGUGAAAUCGGCCUCAUUGUGGGGACGGGGACGAACGCCUGCUACAUGGAGCACAUGAGGAACCUGGAGCUGCUGGACGGCGACGAGGGCCGGAUGUGCGUUAACACCGAGUGGGGUGCCUUCGGAGACGACGGCGCCCUGGAGGACCUGCGCACCGACAUCGACCGGGAAAUAGACGCAGGCUCGCUGAACCCCGGGAAGCAGCUAUUUGAGAAGAUGAUCAGCGGGAUGUACAUGGGUGAACUGGUGCGUCUCAUUUUGGUGAAAAUGACCAGAGAGCGGCUGCUGUUCCAGGGAAAGGUCACGUCGGCGCUGCUCACCACCGGACGCUUCAACACCAGCUACAUCUACUCCAUCGACAAUGACAAGGAGGACGAAGGUCUGGCCAGUGCCGAGAAGGCGCUGCGCGGCCUGGGCCUGGACCCGUCCGCCGAGGACUGCGCCGCCACCCGCAGGGUGUGUCAGAUCGUCUCCGCCCGGGCGGCUCACCUGUGCGCCGCCACGCUGGCGUCGCUGCUUCGCCAGAUCCGGGACAACAAGGCGGCCGAGAAGUUGCGUACCACGAUCGGAGUGGACGGCUCCGUUUACAAGAAUCACGCAGAGUUUUCCAGGAGGCUCAACAAAAUGCUGCGACGCCUGGUGCCCGACUGCGACGUGCGCUUCCUGCUGUCGCAGGACGGCAGCUCGAAAGGCGCCGCCAUGGUGACGGCGGUGGCUUUCCGCGUGGCGGCCCAGCAGGCCGAGCGCCAGCGGAUCCUGGACACGCUGCGCCUGAGCCGCGAGCAGCUGCUGGAGGUGAAGCGGAGAAUGGGCGAGGAGAUGCUGCGAGGGCUUUCGAGGCAGUCGCACGAUCUGACCAGCGUGAAGAUGCUGCCCACCUACGUCAGAUCCGUAGCUGACGGAACAGAGCACGGAGACUUCCUGGCUUUGGACCUGGGCGGCUCCAGCUUCCGGGUGCUGCUCGUCCGAGUGCGGAGCGGAAAGAAGCGCUCUGUAGACAUGAAUCAUAAGAUCUACAACAUCCCACAGGAGACCAUGCAGGGCACCGGAGAAGAGCUGUUCAGCCAUAUCGUGAACUGCAUCGCAGACUUUCUGGAAUAUAUGGGCAUGAGAGGAGCGUCCUUACCUCUGGGAUUCACGUUCUCUUUCCCCUGUCACCAAACCAAACUGGACCAGGGCAUCCUCCUGAAAUGGACAAAAGGUUUCAAAGCGAGUGGCUGUGAAGGCAAAGAUGUUGUCACAUUACUUAAAGAGGCCGUGCGGCGUAAGCAGGAGUUUGACUUGAACUUUGUGGCGAUUGUUAACGACACCGUGGGAACCAUGAUGACCUGCAGCUACGAGGACCCCCGGUGCGAGGUGGGACUCAUUGUCGGCACGGGCACCAACGCCUGCUACAUGGAGGAGAUGCACAACAUCGAACUGGUGGACGGAAAUGACGGCCGCAUGUGUGUCAACGUGGAGUGGGGGGCGUUCGGAGACAACGGGGAACUGGACGACUUCUGCACGGAGUUCGAUCGCGCCGUUGACGAUUGCUCGAACUUCCCCGGGAAGCAGAGGUAUGAAAAAAUGAUCAGCGGCAUGUACCUGGGAGAGAUCGUUCGGAACGUGUUGAUGGAUUUUACCGCCAAAGGCCUGCUGUUCAGAGGCAAAGUGUCGGAGCGACUGAAGACCCGAGGCAUCUUUGAAACCAAGUUCCUGUCACAAAUCGAAAGCGACCGCCUGGCCAUGCGUCAGGUCCGCUCCAUCCUGCAGCACCUGGGGCUCACCGGCUCCACGUGCGACGACAGCGUGCUGGUGAAGGAGGUGUGCGCCGUGGUGGCCCGCCGCGCCGCGCAGCUCUGCGGCGCCGGCCUGGCCGCCCUGGUCGACAGGAUUCGGCAGAACCGCAACCUGAACCAGCUCUCGGUCACGGUGGGAGUGGACGGCACGCUGUACAAGACCCACCCUCAUUUCUCCAGCAUCAUGCAGGAAACCCUGCAGGAUCUGGCUCCUCAGUGUCAGGUGACCUUCCACAAGUCGGAGGACGGGAGCGGGAAGGGCGCGGCGCUCAUCACCGCCGUGGCGUGCCGCAUGAAGGACGAGCAGCAGCGCUGAGGCCUGGCGGUGGAGGGCGGCAGGUACAGGCGCUGCGACUGACCGUUACUGACGUGAAUUUAGCCUUUUAGUACUGAAAUCCUCUCUCGUGUGUGUAAGCGUGUGUCAUCGGGUUGAACUGAGGAGGCGAACGAGGGUUCACCUUCUGUCGAAUGCGACUGUUACGAAGUCCAAAGCUCCUUUUCUGCACUCCUGUUUUCUAUGGUUUUUUAGCUCUAAAUCACAGAAAUGAUUUGUGUGAAGCUUCGUGAUUUCAUGAAAUUCAGAAAUGUGUGUUUUUUUUUAAAGCAGCUUUAAUGUCAGAUUCCACAAAGUGCCUCACAUUAUAAACAAAACAUGAAAUGCCGCAGGAGACGGGUUUAAACAACAAAAAGGGAGAAAUGAACUGAGCCAAAAGUGAGAAAUUAAGAGUGCAGGCGCUUUUCCAUCAUACUUCUGUUUUGACGCUGCGGAGGUGUGCAGCAAUCACUUCAAAAAAAAAAAUACAUAGAUUGCUGGAGGGAAUACAUGUUCGCCUUAUAAUCGGCUGGAGGAACGAAGCCGCCGCAGUCUGUCAGACUUUCCACACAGCUUUGAGAAACAAACAUUUGGGCAGGAGGAGGAAAGCUGACAUGUAUUAAGAGAUGAGUGUUGAGUUCACUGAGCUCGCUCCAGAGUCGCGGCCGUGGAAACGUUGAACUCGGUGCAGGAUUAAUGCCGGAUUACCGUCCUGACGCGAGGCCAGGUGAGAUCUGAAGGCCGGCCAUUCAGCCGCAAGCUCUCUGCUGCCGUCAGAAAGCCUCUUCAUCUCUGAGAUCGAGAAGAUUUGAGGAAAGAAGAGAAAAAAAAAAACAGUUUUGGCCCUUUUUUUUCCCUGAAUAACCAACGUUUAGGGCGAAGCAAUGAAUCAAUGUUCGGACGGAUUUCUGGUUCGAACCCUGUUUUCAAAUUGUAAAUGUGUUCGAUCAGCAGCUCCCAUUUCCAAGCAGCUCCACAUUCUAGACAGAAAUAAUUCACGUCUCCAUUUUCCUGAAUGUUCUCCCUGACCUGAGCUGGAUUUGAUCCCAGAAUGUAAACUCCCAUCAGGAAGCCCGUCAAGCUGUCCUCAAAGCUUUGACCGCGCCGCCUCCGCCAGAUCAACCAAAUUCUGUAAAAUAAAAUGAUUCUGUAAAAACUAGCUUCUUUUUUCUAAGUGAAGGGAAUGUUAAUUACUGGAUUUGUCUUUUUUUUUCACCAGUCCCAUUUUGUUUCAACUGUUUCAAAAAUUUCAAUCAAAAUUAUUGUUAUACUCUUGAGAUUUUCUUUUGCCUUCAAACUGGUAUCUAAAAAAUAAUUAAAAAAAUCUCUUUUAAGAGCAAAAGCUUCAAAUGCUGAAGUGCUGAAAUAUUCAAACCAAAGCCUUUUUACACGGGUGAAGACAUGUAAUGUUAAAACUAAUAUCAGCAGCAAACUGGAGACUGAGUGGGUAAGACACGAGUUGAGGACUGUCCUUUCAUUUGUUGUUUUGUAUUUAUUGUUCUUUCUUUGUGUUGAAUGUAUUUGCAUGUUUCUUUUUAAUGUCCUAACAGGAAAAAACACAAUAAUUCACAAAGUUCAGCUGUAAUAAAAUCAACAGCUGAGCUGUCAACCUGUUUUUUUUAACUAACUAUAAUUACCACUUGUCUGUUUUUCAUCACCUUUCUCCAUGACGUUCUUUUGCUGUAUAAAUAUGUCCUCACUGUG